AUGGCUGUUUCCACAUCUUCUUAUUACUCGCUUGUUAUCACUGAAACAAAAACGCUACUUUGCCCGGUGCCAGAAUGUACCAAACGUCUAACGCCUGGAACGCGUCUAUGUGAAGAUCAUAGUGCUGCGAUACUACAAGGAGGAAAAAAUAUUACAAAUAUUGGGGUAAUCAAACUCCCAACCUCCAAAACCAACGAAUUUGUGACGUUAUUCCCACUCUCGAAAUCUUCAGAGCGAUAUAAUUCUUUAGUAACUUCAAUAAUGAAUGACUGGAAAAAGCAGAAUGUGACAGAUUUACGAAUCGAAACAAUCGCAGAGAUUUAUCCAAGUCCAAGUCAAGUCAAAACUUUCAACGAAUACAAAGCAAUGAUAUUGAGCAUGAGAAACGAGGGUGAUGAUGACGUUGAUAAUAUUUACAAUCAUAAUAAAGUUAUGGCACUUUAUCAUGGAACACAUCAGCAUUGUGGUCCACUUCUCACAACAGAAAACGGACAAUUGCAAUCGAAUCCUCAAAUAUUAUGUGGAAGCUCUGAUUGUGGAGUUUGUGGAGUUAUUCUAAAUGGAUUUGAUCCUAAUAAAAUUGGGCAUAAUGAACGCGGCGAAACUUUCCAGAGAUUGGGGAAAGGCUUUUAUUUCGCUCCGCAUCCAUCGAAAGCGCAUUACUAUUCACGUGGCGCGCAAAAGUGCCAUUCUAACGAUCCUACGCGAAAAACGCAAGUCUUACUACGUUGCCUUGUUGCGAUUGGAAAACCGUAUCAUGAAAACAUUGUGCAGCAAAAAAAAACCGCCCCUCCUGAAGGAUAUGACUCAGUUUAUGGUGCCGUAGGAACUUGUAGAACACGUGGACACGGGUCUUUAAAUUGGCCUGAAUAUGCUGUGUAUGAUCCACGAGCUGCAAUUGCCGUUGAUUAUAUUGUGUAUAGUUAUACUUCAACUUCAGAAUUUUAA
Molecule: messenger RNA, 948 nt
Organism: Ambispora gerdemannii
Lineage: Eukaryota; Fungi; Glomeromycota; Glomeromycetes; Archaeosporales; Ambisporaceae
Source: the annotation of a GenBank genome assembly